Molecule: messenger RNA, 8280 nt
Organism: Sardina pilchardus (European sardine)
Lineage: Eukaryota; Metazoa; Chordata; Actinopteri; Clupeiformes; Clupeidae
Product: ribosomal protein S6 kinase alpha-3-like
Exons: 22
Coding region: 297-2489 (730 amino acids)
Biological process (GO): peptidyl-serine phosphorylation; intracellular signal transduction
Molecular function (GO): protein serine/threonine kinase activity; magnesium ion binding; ATP binding
Source: RefSeq, a predicted model, not a curated record
CCCGUGAUUGCAGCAGACAAAUCGACCUAAGAAAAGUAAUCAUAGUUAAAGGCGUUCAUAUUUAUAAAAUAUAAUAUAACGACUUUACGCGGAACGUAACUUUAUGUGUGUAGUCGCCACAGGUUUGUGUUCGGAAGAGCGUUUUGUAUGCUCAUACCACUUCUCGCAAACUUUGCCCCCUGACAGUCGUUACAUCGUGGCUUAUUUUUAGUUGUGGCAAACUAAGAGUUGAGAUCUAACUCAUUAACUCGACUAUAUCAGGUCUGUCACUUCAUAAAGUCUCUUAGAACAGUAAGAUGCCAUUGGCACAGUUUCCAGAUCCAUUUCAGAAGUUACCCUUAAGCAAUGACACAGAGGUCACUGACGAUGCCAUGGGGGAGGAUGACCCUGUUGAAAGUGAGGACUCUUCUGUAGAGAUCAACAUCACCAAUGUGGUUAAAGAAGGCUCAGAGAAGGCUGACCAGUCACACUUUGACCUCCUCAAAGUUCUGGGACAGGGCUCCUUUGGCAAGGUGUUUCUGGUGAAGAAGAUUACAGGUCCAGAUGCAGGCCAUCUCUACGCCAUGAAAGUGCUGAAGAAGGCCACGCUUAAAGUGAGGGAUCGCGUGCGGACCAAGAUGGAGAGGGAUAUCCUGGUGGAUGUCAACCACCCCUUCAUUGUCAAACUUCACUACGCCUUUCAGACAGAAGGGAAGCUUUAUCUGAUUCUUGACUUCCUGCGAGGAGGUGACCUGUUUACCCGGUUGUCCAAAGAGGUCAUGUUUACUGAGGAGGAUGUUAAGUUCUACCUGGCAGAGCUGGCCUUGGCACUUAAUCACCUUCACACUCUUGGGAUCAUCUACAGGGACCUCAAACCAGAGAAUAUUCUUUUGGAUGAAGAGGGUCACAUCAAAUUAACAGAUUUUGGCCUGAGUAAGGAGUCGGUGGACCAGGAGAAUAAGGCCUACUCUUUCUGUGGGACGGUGGAGUACAUGGCCCCAGAGGUGGUGAAUCGCAGAGGUCACACCCACACAGCUGAUUGGUGGUCCUAUGGGGUCCUCAUGUUUGAGAUGCUGACGGGGACAUUGCCCUUCCAGGGAAAAGACCGGAAAGAGACGAUGACCAUGAUUCUCAAGGCCAAGCUCGGCAUGCCACAGUUCCUGAGUGGUGAGGCCCAGUCGUUGCUGCGCCACCUCUUCAAGCGUAACCCUGGCAACCGCUUAGGAGCGGGGCCCGAUGGUGUUGAGGAAAUUAAGAGACAUGCAUUCUUCUCAAACAUCGACUGGAACAAACUGAUCCGUAGAGAACUCCCACCUCCCUUCAAGCCGGCCUCCGGGAGAAGAGAUGACACGUUUUACUUCGACAAGGAGUACACUGCCAGGACCCCACGUGACUCUCCUGGUGUACCCCCCAGUGCAAACGCGCAUCAGCUCUUUAGGGGUUUCAGCUUUGUGGCCAUUACUGAGGAGGAGGAGGAAUGCCAACCCCCCACCACACAGCCUUUCCCCCCUGUGAGUAAUGCGCGUAACGCGCGCCAGUUCUCCGACGUGUACGAGCUGAAGGAGGACAUCGGAGAGGGAUCCUACUCCGUCUGCAAGCGUUGCAUACAGCGCAGCACCGGAGCUGAAUACGCCGUCAAGAUCAUCAACAAGUCCAAGAGAGACCCAGCUGAGGAGGUGGACAUCCUGCUCCGCUACGGCCAGCACCCCAACAUCCUCACACUCAAAGACGUGUAUGAUGAUGGGCGGUCAGUCUACCUGGUCACUGAACUGAUGAAAGGGGGGGAGCUGCUGGAUAAGAUCUUGCGUCAGAAGUUCUUCAGUGAGCGUGAGGCUAGCGCCGUGCUACACACCAUCACUAGAACCGUGGACUACCUGCACUCACAGGGGGUGGUCCACAGGGACCUGAAGCCCUCCAACCUCCUGUAUGUGGACUCCUCUGGUGACCCCUCAUCCGUGCGCCUGUGUGACUUUGGCUUCGCCAAGCAGCUGCGGGCUGACAACGGCCUCCUCAUGACGCCCUGCUAUACCGCCAACUUCGUCGCUCCCGAGGUCCUGAAGAAACAGGGCUAUGAUGCUGCGUGUGAUAUCUGGAGUCUGGGUGUUCUCCUCUACACCAUGCUGACAGGCUUCACUCCAUUUGCUAACGGGCCUGAUGACACUCCAGAGGACAUCCUAACUCGUAUUGGCUCCGGAAAGUUCUCCCUGACUGGUGGAUACUGGAACUCCGUCUCUGCAGAGGCCAAGGACCUGGUCUCUAAGAUGCUGCACGUGGACCCUGGCCAGCGCUUAACAGCCGCUCAGGUCAUGCGCCACCCCUGGAUCGUCCACAAGGACCGCUUACCUCAGUUCCAACUACAGCGACAAGACGCUCCCAAUCUGGUCAAGGGUGCGAUGGCUGCCACCUACUCGGCUCUCAGCCGCCAUACGUCUCCUGCUCUGGAGCCCGUGGGUCGCUCUACGCUGGCGCAACGCCGCGGGGUGAAGAAGCUGCCCUCCACCGCCGUCUGACCUCAGAGUCACCUCUGCUUUACCUCAACUUGACCCCUCAGAUGACCUCAAGAUGACCUUUGGAUAACCUUUGGGAAACUUUCUUCAGACAUCUUCCAGACCACCACUGCCAAGUAUGGUAAUGAAACAGAUCUGUGUGCAGAUGAGGACUAUUAAUGACAUGUUUAAGAUGACAGAGAGAUGGACUUUGGAUACACUGUGUUUAGUUUUUGAAUGUUUCUAUUUCAUUCUGCCAUGCUGUAGAACAUUGUGCCUACAGUCAUAUCAAUUUAUACUGCCUCCUUGACCAAGUACAAACACUGAAUCUGUGCCUAAACACCUUCUAUUAUGCAGCUAAUGCCAGAGUGUGACUCCCACACAAGUUGACCUUAACAGCUACUGAGUUGAAGAUUAAUAGUCAGUUAAUAAAGUUAAAUGGUGAACAGAUGGGAAAGGUUCAAGCUAGUCUGCCUAGCAUACUAACCUGACUGAGGAUUUCUGGAGCUCUCUGUCAUAUCAAGGAGGGGAAAAAACAUUCCUUGGGUUAGCAUGGCUAGGUUUAGUAUAGCCAGAUUUAUGCUUAGCAUAGCUAGGGUUGGUGUAAGAAUUAGCAUGGAGCGCUCCGAUAGCAUAUUGCUGAUAACAUGUAAAACAGUGAAAACAUAGCUAUAGUUUUGGUUAUAUCGAAUGAUUUCCAAGCUUACUCAUCUUUCUGAUUCCUGAAAUCACAGCACAGACCUGAUUUGGUUUGUCAUCAUUGUGUUCUUCGAUCUGGUCAAUAUAGCUUAGCUACAAAUAUUAAACGUACACAGGAGAGUCAACCAAUUAGACACUCAACCAAUUAUGUAGUCAUAUCCAUAAUCUUAGAUAGAUGCUGUUAACAGUAUUGUUACAUUUCCGUUGUGGCCUUACCAACUCUGACCACAGAACUGAAGAGAGAUUCUUCAGUGCUGUGCAGGGGAGUGUCUUAUGUGUUUAUAGCCACUCUCAUGCUGAAGUCUUCAGCUUUCUACACAUUACCCAAACAGACUGUAUGAGAGAAUGGUAUAACCUGGACUUUCUCUGCGACUUUCCAAAAAUUAGCCCAUGCGUGACAGUUGCGUUUUCAAGCUGUGCGCCCUGCGAGUCCCAACAAUAUCAGUCAGUAUACUCAAAUGUCCCAGUUUUCAAUUUCAUUUUUGUACUUAAUGUGCAGUUUUCAGCCCUUACCUAGAUGUUUCUCAUGUUCUCCUUCACUCAUAGCUACCUACCCCAAUCGAAAAAAUGGACAAUCCAACUUUUUUUCUGUAUGUGUCAAGCAGUCAGUGUAUAAUUGUCAAGUGCUGUAUGCUAUGGCGCUCCUUAAUUCUGGUCAAUUUGGCCGUCAUCAUGCCAGAGAAAGGUGGCCAUUUCUCACUGCCCAGUAGGCUUACUCUUCCUUUUUUUAGCGUGAUAUCUGGCAACAUAAAUUCUGCGUUGAUAUAAAACAUCAGAUAAGACCGCCAUAAGUUCUAUUACACCUGCGUAAUUGUGUUUAGCAGCGUUGUUAUUAAGAAUCUUCAGACAUUGUGUGUCUGUAUGUCAAAAUCGCUUUGGUCCCCUUUUAUAGCAUGACCUAAUAGGAUCCGACUGUCUUGUUGCAUUCAGUGUUAUCUGUUUACACUGAGUCUGCUUCUAUGUCCUUCUAUUACGUCAUUCCAAUUGAAAACAAUGUAAUUACACUGUUUUUAUCGCUUAUGUUUGCUCGCAUCGCAUCCUGUUAGGACAAGCUGUUAAACGGUGACCCCUGCCAGCCAAUGGUUCAGUUUUCUCUUGGAUUAAGAAACUCAAAUGUUGUAAAGGGAACCAGACUAGUUAAUUCAUCAAUAGCUCCAUAGGAAACACUGGUGAUCUGGAAGGCCUUCCUGUCUGCACCAUGGAGGUAUUAUAUAGGACUGGAGAGGGAGAAUGUACCGCCCCAAUUCAUUUCAAUGGCCCGCACUAGGCCUGAUCUUGACCACAACCAUCUUUUUCCAAAAUGGCGUUUCACAGGCCUCAUUUCCGGCACCAAUUAGCCAAUUAAGGAUUGAUGGUUUGGGAGCGUACCUAUGUUCCCCGGGUUCUAUGUUCCCCACUUUGUAUGGGACUGGGGAACAUAGGACCCUUUUUUCUUAAAUUUUAAAAAGGGUCCUACUGUAUGUUCUCUGGUUUUCCCAAAAAGGGUCCUAUGCUCUUUGUAUGUAUUGCGACCGGGGAACAUAGGAUCCUUUUGGGGAAAACUGGGGAACAUAGGACCCGGGGAACAUAGGGAUGACCCCGGUGGUUUAGCUAGCAGUUUUCUGCUGGGAGGAUCAGCCAGUCUACACAGAUGACAUAUUUUGCGGCCAUUGGAAAUGUGUCACUUAAUUGGCUUGUUAGUGAAAAUGGGGCCAGAAAAAUAUUAAAAAAUAACUGCAGUGACCAGAACUAUUACACUGCAGGUUUUCUGAAGUACAGUACAGUAAUAUAUUUUGUGCCCAAAAUAUUGCUUUUGUGUAGUAAAGUGCAACACAGUUUUGUACAGUUUUUUCAUGUCCAGAAAUUUGCAUUUGCUGCAGUUUUGACACUUGAAGUAGUGCAGUCAUUUUUGUAAGGGUGGUGGCCAUAUAUCUUGCACAUAUAUCUUGGCCUCCCCAUUCACUUGUAUAAGAAAAUAGUUGCCCGAUAACUGCCCAAAGUGUGUUUCCAAUAUGGCCGCUGAGUGUUGGGACUUGCUUAUAAGGACUUUGCUGAAACUAACCCUGUAAAUGCUGGGAUGUAAAUGCUCUGGGAUGCUGAAGCUAACCCUCCAAAUUCUGACCCCCUGCUCUGAAUCCAGCCUCAGCACUCCUGAGAUUGACCCUGCUGUUUAUGAAUGCCAUCUACCUUGUCUCAGAGAUGCACUGGUGGAGGAGUAGAAUUGAUUUCCCCGAUGUUUGAAAAGUUGUUAGUUCCUCAAAUUGCACAUUUCCCUGAACUCAUUUAUAAGUCGUAAAGACAGAAUGACAUAGGACUGUAUCGGGCUAAAGCAAUGCCAGGUCUACCAUGAACUUUUUUGCACUUAGCUUUGACAAUCAGUCUUCUCAAACAACAGGAGCAACAAUCUACCAAGUGAAAGUUUAAAAGUGAUAUGUUGGAUUUUUUUGUAUUAAACGUAUGUGGGCUCUGUUGCCAAGAUAUCCACUAAAGUUAGCAAGCUAAUUAAUUAGCCUAGGAUCAUAUUCUCUUGUAAUACCUCUGUGUACCUUAAGAGGCACUGUAUUAAAUAUAAAGAAGUCAAUGGAUGGGAGCUGUAAUGGUGCGUUCAAGGAAACUCAAAUUCUACCCACACCCCUUUAAGGAAUAUUUUAGGAUUCUAUACACACACUCCUUUCAGGAAUAUUUCUACACACAACCCUUUAAGGAAUAUUUUAGGAUUUCCUAUAUGUUAUUAAUAGUGUUUUAAUUCUACACACAACACCCAUUAACCUAAGUAAUAUUUUAUGUAAUUACGUAGUUACGAGUAUUUGAAGUCUAACUAUUUACCAGAUUAUGUAAGGAUGCAGUCUUUCCAAGUGAGAUAUGCUCAUAGGUUAUACAGUAGUCGUCUUCGCUUUGGGGACUGGGAUUAUUUUAGGCUGGGUGAAACCUGCCUGAACUUCUGGCGAAUUUGGAUUUCGCCUGACAACUCAGGCUGGAAACCUGCAUAUCUAUCUCCUCUGUUCCCUGCCAGAACCUUUGGCUCCAAUCAGAAACAAACUUAUCCAAAAGACGCACUGGAUCGUUGGUCUGAUUGGUUGAAGGACUAUCCAAGCGUACAGAGUCAUUUGAACGAUGCCCAUUGAUCACGCCUCUUGUGCAGUAGAAACAAAGCGCAGCGUUCCCCAUACUAAUGUUCAAUCUAAAAGAUUGAGUUUAGUAUGGUGAUAGCCAGACUAGGAUUAUCUGAUAUUAAAUGCUUGAAAUGAUUAUAUAUGUAUGCAAAGUGUCAAUAUGCUAUAGAGGUGUUCAAAAAGGCUUUGUAAGACAUGGUAGCACAAUUUUGAUGUUCCCUGAUCUGGUGAAAUGGAUAUUCUGCGGCAUUUCAGAUGGCUGGAUUCUAAAGCCUGGUUUUCUGCCUGUGUUGCGUGUGUGUGUGUGUGUGUGUGUGUGUGUGUGUGUGUGUGUGUGUGUGUGUGUGUGUGUGUGUGUGUGCGUGUGUGCGUGUGUGCGUGUGUGCGUGUGUGCGUGUGUGCGUGUGUGUGUGUGUGUGUGUGUGUGUGUGUGUGUGUGUGUGAAGAGAAGAGAAGAGAAGGGGAGUCAUAUGCUCCUACCGUAGGGUGACCAGACAUCCUGGUUUCAGGGGACAGUCCCCGUUUAUGGUUGCCUUUCCCCGAGAAAAUACAGAAAAACUACCUAUGUCCCCGUUUUUUGAAGAUGAAACUUGUAUGUAUUUCAAAAUUUUGAAUCAGCUGAAAGUGUCCCCGUUUUUUCCACAUUUUUGGGAUUAUGUCCCCGGUUUUUGGUCUCGGACAUCUGGUCACCUUAACCCACUCAGGACUUAUGUUAACAGUUUAGGGUGUUAGCUUCAUGUUCUGCAGUACAUGUAUGCAAAGUCAGUGAUGUGGGAUGUGUUGUGAAUGUUACUGGUUGCCUUUGCUCUUGGUUAUUCCGGCUCUAAACCAUCUCAUACAUCUCUCUCUACGUUCUUCUGGAAUGCUGUGAAUGCCAGAACAGGGCAGGGCCCUCUUGAACAUUACGCAGACUGUGCAUUAUACCACACAUAGGCAGCGUUAUUUUAAACACUCCAAUCACCCGUUGAACGUGCACUUGAUAUAUCUAGAUAUAGCUUCAAAGAGAUUUAUUUGCUUUUAUACCUUUGGGAAAAUUGCUGGUGUUUAUGUGGGAUAUUGCUUUUGGUGAUUAUGGACUGUUUGGAGAAGUCUACAGUAUAUGGAUUCCGAAUAUAUUCUGUAACUUUUUUUAAUCUUCUUUUUAUAAUCUAUAUUUUAACAAUUGAACAUGAUUAUAAUUCUUUGUCACAUGGCUUUAAUGAUCAACCAUUUUCAAAAAUGUGAAUGUUUUUUUUAACAUACAUAAACCAGAGCAGAAUCAUUGCAAGCAGUACAACCCCUCAUGCAGAUAGAAUAGGAAGAACCUUUGUCACAGUGUCCUGUAGGUUCUCUCCCCUUUCCAUCUCAGAGCUUACAGCAUGGACUCCAUAUGUUGCCUAUUCUAUUCCAGAAUCCUAUAGGUCUGGUCCAUUAAUGGGGUUCAAACCAAAGAUUUGUGACGAGAUGAGCUUCAACGUUCUAAAAACCUUGCAACUGCCACUAGACAUGUUGAAUGCUUUGCGAUGGCUUGCAACGACGUGCAACAUUUAAUUGACACCGCUGCAACUCCUGCAAUGGUUUCGUCUCGUUGCGGAUCUUUGGUGUGAAUUGGGCUUUACGGUUAUCAGUGCUGCUGCCCCUAAAACCCACUCAUUGGGCCGGGGACUGGGCAGGGUCCUCCAGCAUCAGGUCAACAUGCUGUCCCAACUCAGGAGUUGGGUUUAGCUCUACAGAUGCAGAAUAUGGGCUAGAAUCUGUGUGUUCUGUGUUUGUGUAUGUGUGUAAGGGUUUCAACUUUCCCUGAACACUGUCAAGAAAGAAAUACAGUAUAUCGUACUUACCUACCUGUUUUAUUUCUUGUAUCAGAAAAAUACGUACAUAAAGGGAUGAUGGUUUGAACAAUGGGAUAUUUUAGUUCACUGCUUAUCCAAGACCAGUUGUUAAAUCCAUUUUUUUCCCUAAAAAAUGUAUUGCUGUCUCUUCUGCUGUGUAUCUAUUAUGUGUCAAUGAUUAAGUCAAUAAAAAUAUUUUUUCUACUUAUACAA